Molecule: messenger RNA, 2127 nt
Organism: Lactuca sativa (garden lettuce)
Lineage: Eukaryota; Viridiplantae; Streptophyta; Magnoliopsida; Asterales; Asteraceae
Product: pentatricopeptide repeat-containing protein At5g66520
Biological process (GO): RNA modification
Molecular function (GO): protein binding; RNA binding
Source: RefSeq, a predicted model, not a curated record
ACUCCACCACACCAUUGUUGGUGUACACACUACAAGAAGAAGAGAAGAACGGAGAAAAAGAGAGUUGAUUGGUUGUGGUUUCUAGUGGUAUACACCACAUGAGACAACGAUCAAAGCUCCAGCUCAUCACCACAAGACUCUCAUGCGUGUAUACCCCAAGGCUUUAGAGGACAUUUGACCUAUUACAUCAUUUUUUUCUAACAACAAUGAUAUAUCUUGUGGUGUUUGCUCAAUGAAGAUCGUGAUCGCUAAUGUCAACAACAACCAGAAGAUGCCUCUUGCUGUUAGAAAAAUGCAAGAACAUGAAGCAACUAAAGCAAGUGCAUGGUCAAGCAAUCACAUGUGGCCUCGGAGAUAAUCACUAUGCUUUAAGCAGGUUAUUAGCUUUCUGUUCACAACCUCAUCAUCAUGGUAGCUUAUCACACGGCUUAAACAUCCUACAACACGUUCAACAACCCUCUAAUUGCUUAUACAACACCAUGAUCAAAGCUUGUUUGCUUCGAAACGAAUUAAACAUGUCGUUUCAGUUAUACAAACGCCUGCUUGAAAACGGUAUGUAUCCUGACAAUUACACACUUCCUUACAUCUUAAAAGCUUGUGCAUACAUGGAAAGUUUUCGUCUUGGAGAGCUAGUUCAUGCGCAUUGUUUGCAAUUAGGGUUUUUGUUCGACAGUUUUGUUGGUAACACUUUGAUGAUGACGUACUCCCUCUUUGGUAACAUGGAAUCCACACGUUACGUGUUCGAUGAAAUGCCAACUCACUGUGUCGUGUCAUGGACUGUUUUAAUUUCUGGGUAUGCUAAAACCGGCAACAUUGAGCUGGCUCGAGUCGCAUUCGAUGAAGCACCCAUUAAAGAUAGAGGGAUUUGGGGUUCUAUAAUUUCUGGAUACGUUCAGAAUAAUUGUUUCAAAGAGGGCUUACAAAUGUUCAGAUUAAUGCAAUCAACCAGCAUCAUCCCUGAUGAAGCUAUAUUCGUGAGCAUACUUGGCGCUUGUGCUCAUCUAGGAACUCUCGAAAUUGGAAUAUGGAUUCAUAAACGAAUCGACGCAAUAAAAUUACGACCUAGUGUGAAGUUAGCUACUGCAUUGAUGGACAUGUAUUGCAAAUGUGGGAAGCUCGAUGUUGCACACAAACUGUUCGAUGAAAUGCCUGAGAGAGAUACAAUUUGCUGGAAUGUUAUGAUUUCAGGAUUAGCAAUUCAUGGGGAAGGAUUACGUGCAAUUAAACUCUUUUCACAAAUGGAAUCGACUAAAAUUCAACCAGAUGAUGUCACCUUCAUUGCCAUUUUCACUGCUUGUAGCUAUUCAGGCAUGGAACACGAAGGUCUAAAGUUUUUCAACAAAAUGUGCAAGGAAUACAACAUCAACCCAAAAACAGAACACUACAUUUGCAUAAUCGAUCUUCUUGCAAGAGCUGGUUUAUUUAAAGAAGCAAAAGACAUAAUUAAUAAAAUCCCAAAUUCUUGUAGCCCUAAAGAAAUAGCAGUGGCUUGGCGAGCUUUCUUAAGUGCUUGUGAGAGUCAUAAAGAGAUUGAGUUUGCAAAAAUGGCAGCUGAGAGAUUGAUGGAAUUGGAAAAUGAUAGUGGCGUUUAUGUAAUUAUGUCUAAUUUGUAUUCAAGUACUAAUGAUGUUGAUAGCUUGCAAAAGACUAGAAAGAUGAUGAGAGCCCGUGGGGUCGAUAAAGUACCUGGGUGUAGCUCGAUUGAGGUCGGUGGUGUGGUUAAUGAAUUUGUUGUGGAUGAGAAAACGAAUUAUAAAAUAGAAGAGAUUCAUGAAGUUUUGAAGAAUUUGAAUCGACAAAUGGAUUGAGUGGAACAGGUUGUAUUGUGUUUGGUGUGCUUUAGAUUGGGACUCAGACUGAUGUCAAUGAAACAAAAGCUGUAUUUUUUUUUGUCUCAGUCAAGACUCAAGAAGAUGAAGCGUAGAUGUUGAGUUUGUUAUUUAUUUCAAGAUAUAACGAGAGUUGUUUGAUGAUAAAAGUAAUCGUGUUAGAGGAAAUUGCUUUUUUAGCAAAGUAAGAUUAAAAUGUGUAGUUAAAUAAGGAGAAAGCAAAUUUAUUCUUUUAGCAUUGGAUUUCCAAAAUGGUGAUAAGCUAAAUGAGAAUUUUUUACAUUAAAGCAAAAUAAAA